AUGCCGCUGUCUCUCCGCGUUGAGAAGUUCGGCCCGGGGAAGCUGGUCCGCCUGCACUCGCCCGCCCUCCGCUGCGCCUUUGCCACGCUCGGGGCGUCCAUCAACUCCGUCAAGGUGUGGGACGCGCAGAGGUCCCGGUGGGUGGAGGUGAACUGCGCCUACCCGGGCCCCGAGGAGAGCGCAGAGGACACGGACUACAUGGGCUCCACCGUGGGCCGCUACGCCGGACGCGUCAGCGAGGGGAGGCUAACGCUGAAUGGGGAGGAGGUUCACGUGUCGCGGAAGCCGGGCAGCCGGCACUCCGUUCACGGCGGCGCGGCGGGGUACGACAGGCGCCAUUGGUCGUUCCUCCCGGUGGAGACGGCAGAGGUGGUGGGGGUGCGGUUCAGCCUGGGAUCGCCGCACAUGGACCAGGGCCUCCCCGCCGAGCUGCGCAUUUUCGUCUUCUACUACAUUGAGCGGAAGCGUCCCGCGGCGCUGCACACGGAGUUCUCGGCUUUUAUUCCCGAAGGCUCCCCCGCCGACGCCACUGUGGUGAAUGUCUUUAACCACGCCUACUGGAACCUGAACGGCGUGCCGGACGGAAACACGGCGGAUAACCCGCGCUGGACGCAGCCGGAGAAGGUGUACAACAUGGUGCUCAAGAUGCCGUGCAGCCGCGUGUUGGAGGGCGACUCUGCGGCAAUCCCAACAGGGGCACUGAAGGAUGUCACGGGCACGUGCCUGGACUUCCGCCGCGGCAAGCCACUCGGUGAGGACAUCGACAACAAAGCCUUCCUUGACCGCGACCCGUGCGGCUACGACCACCCCUUCUGCGUCGAUGGCUGGGAGGAGGCGUCAAAGCACCGGAUGCUGCUCAACGCGGAGCUGUACAGCCCCUCGUCGCGGAUCCAGAUGAAGGUGUACUCGACCUUUCCCUGCAUCUGGAUGCACACCGUGAACGGCAAGCCGGGGGACGCGAACGGUGAGCGGGGGAAGCGGUACGGCCGCCACACCUCUCUGGGGCUGGAGCCGCAGUACCUGCCCGACAGCCCGAAGCAGCCGACGUUUCCGUCCACGGUGCUGCGGCGGGGCGAGGUGUACCGUGAGAGGCAGGUGAACGAGUUCGCCGUGCUCGGCGGCGCGCACAUGUAG
Messenger RNA from Trypanosoma conorhini, 1134 nucleotides. Its product is annotated as aldose 1-epimerase. The transcript has a single exon. Lineage: Eukaryota; Euglenozoa; Kinetoplastea; Trypanosomatida; Trypanosomatidae. Gene Ontology annotation, biological process: glucose metabolic process; beta-D-galactose catabolic process via UDP-galactose, Leloir pathway. Bases 1 to 1134 code for a protein of 377 amino acids. The record is from RefSeq and is a predicted model, not a curated record. Gene Ontology annotation, molecular function: aldose 1-epimerase activity; carbohydrate binding.